AUGUUCAAGAUCGGAGCUAGACCCAUUUUGAGACGCAUAUAUUUCCCUCGUGUCCUGGUUCAUGGCAAGUCUCUUUUAAGGUGUUCUUCACUGGUAGCUACCCCGCCAAAGCGCCAACUUAAGGCCGAAGCUUAUAAUCUACCGAAGGAGAGCAUUCCGGAGUCAAAAGAUGUUCACAAUGUGCAAAUACCGCUGGAAUUCAGAGAUUUUGAGCUCACCAAAGUGAUUCACGGGCAAACAGAUCUUAAGAUCGGAAUUACAGAUAGAGCUAGGGAUAAACUAGUGGAUAUCGCAAACAAGGACAACAAUCCAGAUUCCGCACUCAGAAUUCAGGUUGAAAGUGGUGGCUGCCACGGAUUCCAAUACAACUUGGACCUCACAUCGUUGCCAGAGGCACUUGCAGGUGAUGAAGAUCUAGUGGUGUUCCAACGAAGCGACAGCCCAAGGGCGACAGUGAUAUUUGACGACUCAUCCCUUGAGAUUUUGCAGGACAGUAAGAUAGAUUUCACGAAGGAGCUUAUCGGAGCUUCUUUCAAGGUCGUAGACUCGCCAUACACCUCCACAUCUUGUGGUUGUGGCGCCUCAUUUGACUUUGAUUUUGAGAAACUUGAGCAAGCAAAGGCCGAAAAGGCAUAA
Australozyma saopauloensis is the source of this 636-nucleotide messenger RNA. It is a transcript of the gene ISA2, whose product is annotated as Isa2p. Gene Ontology annotation, molecular function: 4 iron, 4 sulfur cluster binding; iron ion binding; 2 iron, 2 sulfur cluster binding. The record is from RefSeq and is a predicted model, not a curated record. Bases 1 to 636 code for a protein of 211 amino acids. The transcript has a single exon. Gene Ontology annotation, biological process: iron-sulfur cluster assembly. Gene Ontology annotation, cellular component: mitochondrion. Lineage: Eukaryota; Fungi; Ascomycota; Pichiomycetes; Serinales; Metschnikowiaceae.